This is a messenger RNA of Sinocyclocheilus anshuiensis, 1619 nucleotides long. RefSeq names its product transcription factor Sox-9-A-like. The record is from RefSeq and is a predicted model, not a curated record. The transcript is spliced from 3 exons. Lineage: Eukaryota; Metazoa; Chordata; Actinopteri; Cypriniformes; Cyprinidae. Bases 206 to 1540 code for a protein of 444 amino acids. Gene Ontology annotation, molecular function: RNA polymerase II cis-regulatory region sequence-specific DNA binding; DNA-binding transcription factor activity, RNA polymerase II-specific. Gene Ontology annotation, cellular component: nucleus. Gene Ontology annotation, biological process: heart development; chondrocyte differentiation; positive regulation of chondrocyte differentiation.
CGUCUCUCUCUUGGAAAUACUACACAGGAGCGCGCAGGGAGCGCUUUGCUUUUGCAAACACCAGCAGAACACCCUCAAACGCUUGCCCUCUGAAAGCGAGCGCCGCGAUUCAGUGGAUUUGCAGGAACGUAGUUGGAACGUAUUUUGGGGAGGCGAAACGCGCAGCCGCACCAAUUCUCUGAGAUCGUCCAUCUACAGUCUUCGCAUGAAUCUACUAGAUCCCUACCUGAAAAUGACAGAGGAGCAAGAGAAGUGUCUGUCUGAUGCCCCAAGUCCGAGCAUGUCCGAGGAAUCCGCGGGCUCCCCAGGCUCCGGCUCGGGCUCCGACGCCGAGAACACCCGCCUCGCGGCUCCGGACGCGACGCUCGGCGAGUUCAAGAAGGACGAAGACGACAAGUUCCCGGUGUGCAUCCGAGAGGCGGUGUCUCAGGUGCUGAAAGGCUACGACUGGACGCUGGUGCCCAUGCCGGUGAGAGUGAACGGCUCGAGCAAAAACAAGCCUCACGUGAAGAGACCGAUGAACGCGUUUAUGGUGUGGGCGCAAGCGGCGCGCAGGAAGCUCGCGGAUCAGUAUCCACAUCUCCACAACGCCGAGCUCAGCAAAACUCUGGGCAAACUUUGGAGAUUGCUGAACGAGGGCGAAAAGCGUCCCUUCGUGGAGGAGGCUGAGCGCCUCAGGGUUCAGCACAAAAAAGAUCACCCUGACUACAAGUAUCAGCCCAGGCGGAGGAAGUCGGUGAAGAACGGCCAGAGCGAGUCUGAGGACGGCAGCGAGCAGACUCACAUCUCCCCGAACGUCCUCUUCAAAGCCCUCCAGCAAGCAGACUCGCCCGCGUCCAGCAUGGGAGAGGUGCACUCGCCCAGCGAGCACUCAGGCCAGUCCCAAGGGCCUCCCACUCCUCCCACCACUCCGAAAACUGACGCGCAGCCAGGCAAAGUGGAUCUGAAGCGAGAGGCCCGUCCGCUUCAGGAAAGCACGGGACGCCCGCUCAACAUCGACUUCCGCGACGUGGACAUCGGCGAGCUCAGCAACGACGUCAUCGAAACGUUCGACGUCAACGAGUUUGAUCAGUACCUGCCGCCGAAUGGGCAUGCCACCAACGCAUCCUACUAUGCCACCUGGAUGGGGAAGCCUCAAAACGGCAGCCCUCCAAACGCCCAGCUUACUGGAGAACAAGAGCCACCGAGAGCGACGCACAUCAAAACCGAGCAACUCAGCCCCAGCCACUACAACGAUCAGGGUUCUCCGCAGCAAGCCAGCUACGGCUCCUUCAAUGUCCAGCACCUCCAGCACUACAGCACUUCAUUUCCAUCCAUCACCAGGGCGCAGUACGAUUACUCCGACCACCAGGGCGGCGCCAACUCCUAUUACACCCACGCUGGAGGUCAGAGCUCCGGCUUGUACUCCACCUUCAGCUACAUGAGGCCCAUGUACACACCCAUCGCUGACACUGCAGGGGUUCCUUCCAUUCCCCAACCCAACCACAGUCCCCAGCAUUGGGACCAGCAGCCGGUCUACACACAGCUCUCCAGACCCUGAGCAGAUGGGACUCGUUCCGCAUCAUUCCCCAAGUGAAAAAAGUACACUUUCAUAAUGUACUUAAAGUGCUCUAUUGCCA